Messenger RNA from Sphaeroforma arctica JP610, 207 nucleotides. RefSeq lists its product as hypothetical. The record is from RefSeq and is a predicted model, not a curated record. NCBI's taxonomy places the organism in Eukaryota, Ichthyosporea, Ichthyophonida. The transcript has a single exon. The annotation marks the transcript as partial.
AUGCACACGUCGCUGUUGAAUGUGACUGCGGGAGAGAAUAAGCUUAAGGACGGUGUAGAGAAUCUGGUGGGCUACUGGACAUUCGACGAACCAGACGGAGCGAUGGCCUACGAUUACAGCGGCCACAACAACCACCUCAGAUCAGCUGGAUGUGCGCCCUGUGACAAUGGAUUGGACGAGAAUGGGGAGAAUAACACCUACUACCAA